AUGAGAAGCAAAUACAUAUAUGUAAUAAUCUGUUACAACACAUUAACUACAAUAUGCGGGAAUAUACAGCACCAUCCAUGCAGCUUUUUUCCAAGAUGUAGAUGCAGCUUAGAACAUCACAAAAACUUUGUGAAUGUCGACUGCUCACAUUUAAAGCUAAAAAAUAUCCCAACCGUUCCUAGUUAUGUUAUAAAGUUGAUUCUUAAACAUAACAUCAUUGAUGAAAUACCAAAUGGUGUCUUUUCUAACAAUACAAUCCUUACAGAAUUAGACUUGUCUCAUAACAGAAUUCAUAGACUAACAGAAAUGUCGUUCAACGGUCUUCAGAAUUUGCUAAAAUUAAGCUUACAAAGCAAUGAUCUGUCAAAAGGAAAUAAUUCGUUCGGUGCCAAAACGUUUUCACAAUUAAAGAAUUUGAAGUAUUUAAACUUAAAAAACAAUUUCGUCGAAAACUAUCAACCGGACAUUUCGAAAUUGGUUUCAAUUGAAAGUUUACAUAUUGACUUCAUAUCAAAUGGAAUUCCCUUCCUGAGCAAACAAUAUAGCAAACUACAUAAACUUGCAGUGCUCGAUCUUUCAGGGUCAACUGGAAAAUGUUCACUGCCAAUUUUGAAAAACGAUUCCUUCCAGUUUAUUUCCCAAGUUCACUACUUAGACAUAUCAACCUGCAAGAUUCAACAAAUUCAUCAAGAAGCAUUGAAGAUUUUGAAAAAUAUAAAUUAUCUCGACGUGUCGAAUAACACGUGUAUUAAAUUUGAAGGACUGAAAAAUAUAACAAGUGAUUUACAAUUUUCAAACAUUAGAAUAUUAAAGGUUAACAAUCUUCACAAAAUUUCUGAUUUAACCACAGUAUUGAAAGCGUCUCAUAUUAAGGGUUUACAUAACACGUCGCUUCAAUAUGCGUUUGCCGAUGGAAAUCGUUUACAAACUAUAGAGAAAACCGCAUUGACUUAUUUUCCAAAAUCUUUGAAGUUUGUGUCCCUUAGAGGAAAUCCUUUGAAGUUUGGAUCGUAUAUAUUCAAUGUAUUUUUGCUUAUCAAUUUAGAAACUGCAGACGUUUCAGAUCUGUUUCGUCAUAAAACGGACCUUCAUCCCGAAAACUGUAUUGCUGAUUCAAUAUGCACAUGCAAAGAAGACUCUGCUAUCAAACCUAGUUAUAUGGAUCGAAGUGGGAUCACCUCCCGUUAUGCCAUAGACGAGUUCAAUAAAGGGGAUAUUCCAGAUUUAUUUAGUCCUGCUGUGAUACCGAUUCCAAAUAAUUUAAAACAUAUAAAUUACAGCUCAGCCAGUCUAAGAAUGGAUGUACCAACAUUAAAGCUUUCAACUAAUAAGCUGGAAACUGUUGAUUUUAGUAAUAACAUAUUAUAUUCAUUGAAUGGCCCUAUCUAUAAUGUAGAUAGUCUACAAAUUCUAAAUGUGUCUACUAAUUUCUGCAGCAAUAUUUCAAAAUCCUUCUUUAGUUCUGAUUUUAAAAACUUAGAGCAUUUAAACUUUCAUAAUAAUUUACUUGGUAUUGUUCUUCCUGAUGACAUCGAUGGUGAAAUUUUUCAUAAUUUGGAAUCACUUAUUGAGCUCGUGCUAUCUAAUAAUAGAAUUCCAAAUCUACCAGAGAAUAUAUUCAAAUCACAAAGAAAUCUGCAAAAACUUGAUUUAAGUGAAAAUAUUUUUACAAGUAUAACUUUUCGUGUUUCACACAUGAUGCAUUUAAAGGAAUUAGAUUUGAGUGGAAACAGAAUAACAAUCAUCAGUGACCCUAUUACAUUCCAAUGGGAAUCUUUAGCCAGAAAACACAACUUUUCAGUGGAUUUGACUGAUAAUAUGAUGGAGUGUAAUUGUAUAUCAAUUAAGUUUAUUGAAUGGAUGACAACAACCAAUGUCCGUCUCAAGAAUAUAAAAAAGUAUAAGUGCAUGUUAUGGAAUCGAACAAUCACUGCUCUUCACAAUCUAAAGGAAACUUACGAUAUAUUAAAAAAACAUUGUUCAUCAUAUGAACCAUUGGAAAUAGCCUUAGUUUCUGGAAUUUUACUUUUAAUUAUAUUUAUUGUAGUAGCAGUCUUUUACAGAUACCGGUGGAAGCUUCGUUACUUAUAUUACAUCGUGAAAGUAAAGUACAGCAGCUUACAUUCGGAAACCGAGGAAGAAUAUUCUUACAUGUAUGGCGCAUUUGUAUCUUAUGCAGAUGAAGAUCGAAUGUUUGUUCACAAUACGCUUCUACAAAAACUGGAAGUUCAAAACGGAAUUCAAUUAUGCUUACACAAGAGAAAUUUCCUGCCCGGAAAUGACAUUGCUACUAAUAUCACAUCCGCAAUUCAUAACAGUCGCAGAACUCUAGUAAUAGUGUCUCAUAACUUUUUAAAAUCAUACUGGUGCAUGUUCGAAUAUAACAUGGCACGGAUGGAAAGCAUAUACGAACGAAGAAACGAAAACGUGCUUUUCUUAAUGUUUUAUGAACAAAUGUCUUCAUGUGAUCUUCCGCUGAAUGUGCUUGAAAUGAUUCAAUCCAAGUCUUAUAUAGAAUAUCCAAAUGAUGAAUAUGGAGAUACAGUUUUUUGGGACCAGUUGGUGAAUGCCUUGAAAUAA
This is a messenger RNA of Mytilus californianus (California mussel), 2580 nucleotides long. RefSeq names its product toll-like receptor 4. Gene Ontology annotation, cellular component: membrane. The transcript has a single exon. The record is from RefSeq and is a predicted model, not a curated record. Bases 1 to 2580 code for a protein of 859 amino acids. Lineage: Eukaryota; Metazoa; Mollusca; Bivalvia; Mytilida; Mytilidae. Gene Ontology annotation, biological process: immune response; toll-like receptor signaling pathway. Gene Ontology annotation, molecular function: protein binding; transmembrane signaling receptor activity.